UCAAACGCUAGCCGAAAACACUAUUUACACGCUACAAGCAAAGCAAAGCGAUUCCACACCCAGUAGCUAGUCCACGGUAAAAGCGAGACACCCAACCAAACAAUGGAGUGCUCCCUCCUCCUCCUCUUGGCCGUCGGAGUUGGCCUCCUAGCCACCGAGGUCGCCGGCCACGAGCCAGAGUCCUGCGACACCGCUACACUGGCCCUUCACAUCAACGGCAUCCCGUACCCCGUCACCGAGAAGGACCGCGGGGCCGCCAGCUGCGAGGUGGUGCGGUCCGGGGUGGACUCGUCCCUGGCAGCGGCGGCGGGAGUGCCCCGUGCCUCUGCCUCCUCGAUGACUUCCCGGCUUUUCUCGUCACCGGCUUCUCCAUCGCGAACGUCCCGGCCGAGAUCUACGGCCCCUGCGGAGGCCGGCACGUCAAAGAAGCCCGGCUCCUCGCGGAGAAAUGCGACGGAGUAUUGGCUGGAUUGUCAUCCCGGAGGGAGGAGGAGAAGGACAAGGACGGCGCCGUGGAGGACGAGGCCAUCCGCAGCAACAGUGAUGGGCUGGCUGGCUCUAUGUCAGUUGUCCAGUAGGAAGGAGUUAGUGGAAGCCCGUUUGGUUGUACUAGCACUUGUGGCCUGGGCCGCAUGCAGUUAGUUCAGCGUUGUUUUUCUUCCUUUCUGUUUCCGUGGAACCUGUCGAUUCAUCUGAUUACAAGUUUUUUGUUGAAUAAAAUGUAAAUAAGGUGGUCUUACUCUUAUCAUUGUGUGUAGAUUUUACCUGUGUUCAUUCAGGGUCAUUCAAUGUCAGUACUGCAAGUGUUGUCUGCUUCC
Messenger RNA from Triticum aestivum (bread wheat), 818 nucleotides. RefSeq lists its product as uncharacterized. The record is from RefSeq and is a predicted model, not a curated record. Lineage: Eukaryota; Viridiplantae; Streptophyta; Magnoliopsida; Poales; Poaceae. Bases 103 to 642 code for a protein of 179 amino acids. The transcript has 2 exons.